AUGCCUGGAAUUCUGCCUAUGAAGGUUAUCAAGGUCGGGACGAGUUCCCAGAGCCGGAUCGCCCAGGCUUGUGACCGAUGUCGCAGCAAGAAGAUCAGAUGUGACGGGAUUCGGCCCUGCUGUUCACAAUGUGCCAGUGUUGGAUUCGAAUGCAAAACAAGCGAUAAGUUGAGCCGCCGCGCAUUUCCGCGGGGCUACACGGAGUCUUUGGAGGAAAGGGUACGGUCCUUGGAAACCGAAAUUCGAGAGAUGAAAGACCUUUUGGACGAGAAAGACGAGAAAAUCGACAUGCUUUCGAGAAUUCGCUCUCCUUCUGCACGCCUGCCGCCCCAACAACCAUCGCCUGUGAUACCUACGACAACUGCUUCCCCCCCGAUAUCGACUGCAGAAAAGGACAGUGACGCUCAUACUGAUGGUGACACCUUCUGGGUUCAUCAACCCUCGCCCCUAUGUGAAGACGAAGAGAGAGAUCCUUACUUUGCUGGCCUUUCCGCUGGAAGGACUCUUGUUGAGAGCUUUAAACGCGAAGCUCGUCAGACUGGCAAACUCAGCAUGGAUUUCAACUCUAGCGCUCUAUUUGACGAAAGCUCUCCAAUCUCAGUUCGGACCGAAGGCUCUGAAUCCAUUUCGACCUCGAAAGCCCCACCCCGCCUAGUAUCUGAUCAGCUGGUCAAUGUCUUCUUCCAAGAAUGGGCUCCUCUUUUCCCAGUCCUACAUCGUCCGACUUUCCUUGCACUAUACGAGAGCUACGUUGCAAAUCCUGAUGCUGUCUUGGAUAAGCACUCUAUCGCCCAGCUGCACCUGGUUUUUGGUAUUGCGGCCUUGUCCUCCGAAUCACGAAGUGAACUUUACGAUACCUCUUUUGAAGAGCAAUGGCAAACGGCAGUCGAUUCGAUUUCUCGUCAACGAACACUUGCGACCCUCCAAUGUCUUACGCUGGCCCAAUUAUUUUGUAUGGCUAAAGGUGAUUAUGAGUCACUGCUGCAUUACAAGGGACUCGCAAUUGGUCUUUCGCAGCGUCUGGGCCUCCAUCAAAGCCAUGAGCGCUUCUCUUCCAAUGCCCUAGUGUCUGAGACGAGGAAGAGGCUAUUCUGGGCGCUUUAUACUAUUGAUUGCUUUUCUUCCGCCGUGACUGGCUUGCCAAGAAUGAUGCGCGAGGAAGAUAUCCAAGCCGAAUAUCCCUGCGACGUUGACGAUGAGUACAUUACCGAAAAAGGAUUUCAGCCCACUUUACCCGGAGAAUUUACCAAAAUCUCGAGUGCUCUGGAGCUUUUCAAGGCAUCAAGGAUACUCGCAAAGGUGUUAAAGGAGAUCUAUCCAUCAUCGGCGUCGCACGAGCUCUCGCUGCAGAAGUUGCACCAGCUUGCAGAUGAAUUGGCCGGCUGGUCUAACUCCAUGCCCUCUCACUUGAAGCUGUUAUUUGUAAAGGACAAGCCUAGUACCAAUGUUAUUAGCAGUCGUUCUCCGUUGCUGUCCUUGGCAUACUAUUAUAUCCGCUCUCUGAUCUAUCUCCCUGCGAUUGGAUCGUCCGAGUUGGGAGCCAAGGCCUCCUCGUCAGUUAUUGCCCUUGGCGACGCUGGGAAACACCUUAUCCAAAUACUUCAAUUAUUGGAGGAAAGACGAUUGAGCUUCUCCUUUUGCUUGAACAAGCGCCACCUCCUCGUCCUGUCUGGUUUCGGGUUGCUUUAUCAAGAUAUCGUGUCAAAAUCGGAGAGGAAGCCGAGAAAAGACAGUCAAAAGCUGGCAUCUUGGGUUGUCGAAGUUCUUGCUCGUGGGUCUCCCAGUGCAGCUUCAGCCUUUGAAAAGGCAUCCUCUUCCGUCCGUCCCGCUCGCGACCAACCGAAAAUAAAAGGAACUUCGCGGAGAAAUUCGGAUCCCAACAUGCCGGCGUCCCACUCGAUCAGCACAUCAACCCCGAAAAGUGCUCAGGUUGCGCAGCCGCGAAUGGUAUCCGGCAAUGGUCUGUGUUCUCAAGAAGAAGCCAACCGGAGAGCGACAAUUGCAAAUUUGAGCGUCGCCGACUUUGCGCAAUCUCGAAGCCAGAGUCAAGUUAGUCUCUCAUCAAUAAACUCCGAACCCGUCCUGCAUUCUGCCGUCCAUCGUAGCCCUUCGUACAGCGCCGCAUCAACGCGUUCAACUGCUCCUAUGGAAUCCCCCAAUCUAGACUUUCUGGCUUUCCAGGCCGAACCUGUGACCGACCCGCGUCAGGCUCCGCGAAAGCUGGGGCUUUCAACUUCUGAGUGGGAACAGCUCCUUGGCUCAAUCGACAAUGGUCAAGCCAACAUUUAUGACAACAUCUAUGGAGGACCACCGGUUGACGGCAUUGUUGACGCAAAUAUUCCUGCUUCUACCGGCGUUGAAUCAUACCCCGGCUGGUCGUCGGAGUUUUGGGGCAUGUGGGAUUCGAGUUGUCCUCCUGCAGCUCAGAGCGUCCUAAGCUUUUCCGAAGAAAGUCUAACGAGCGGAGAAGAAUUAAGCCAUUGUGAUCCCGGCUCAGUCGGUGCCUCAGGACCAGACGCGUGCCCGGGUAUACUCAUCCCCGCCGAUGGCGCCGGCGAAGGAUUUGGCUUUGAAGGACUCGAGGAGACUUUGCGGGUCUGA
Xylona heveae TC161 is the source of this 2601-nucleotide messenger RNA. RefSeq lists its product as hypothetical. The record is from RefSeq and is a predicted model, not a curated record. Gene Ontology annotation, molecular function: DNA binding; zinc ion binding; DNA-binding transcription factor activity, RNA polymerase II-specific. The coding region runs from base 1 to 2601 and encodes 866 amino acids. The transcript is spliced from 5 exons. Gene Ontology annotation, biological process: DNA-templated transcription; regulation of DNA-templated transcription. NCBI's taxonomy places the organism in Eukaryota, Fungi, Ascomycota, Xylonomycetes, Xylonales, Xylonaceae.